Molecule: messenger RNA, 3028 nt
Organism: Oryzias melastigma (Indian medaka)
Lineage: Eukaryota; Metazoa; Chordata; Actinopteri; Beloniformes; Adrianichthyidae
Product: AT-rich interactive domain-containing protein 3A
Exons: 9
Coding region: 473-2080 (535 amino acids)
Biological process (GO): regulation of transcription by RNA polymerase II
Cellular component (GO): nucleus
Molecular function (GO): DNA binding
Source: RefSeq, a predicted model, not a curated record
UUGGUGGGAGUAACCAUGUCUACUCAUUCUCAAGCAAACCGAGAGUUAUCUCAUGGAGUUCCCACAUGCAGACGGUCAUUACGCGCAGUUUGGAGACUGUGGUUCACCCCCCAAAAUAAAUGUUAGUCAAAAAAAAAAUGCAGACUGAGAUUGUGGGGGAAUUCUUGGUAAAACGUGAGGAACUGUUAAAAAAGUGAACGAAUAAAAGAAGAGAGGAGCGGUUUUUACGCACGGGGCGGGCCUUUCGCUCUCCUCAAGCUGUGGGUGAGGGGGUCAGCCAGCUAAAGACAAUCAAAGAUGUUUGAGUUUCCAUGCGCGGCAGUGGCCAGGGAGGAAACGCGCACGCAGCUUUAGUCCCCCUCCUCCAGCUCCGAUCCGCGCCUCCUCUGCGGGGGUUUCUGAGGAAACUUGCUCGGGCGAUGCGUUUGUUUCUGCCGGAGGACAGAGAAGGAACCGGGACCUGUUGGCGAGGAUGAAUUACUCCAGGGCGCAGACGUCGAGCCUAUCAGAGGAGGGGAGUCCUGCAGGGGUGAAGCUAGAAGCAGUGAUGGAGCACCUUCAAAGACAACAAGAAGCCAAAAUGGAGAUGAACCUACAGGAAAAACACCUCCAGCUCCAGUUUGCUCAACAGGCUGCUGCGGCCGGCACCUCCUGGUUCAGACCAGACUUGUUUGGGACGGCCGGUGGAAGGAUCUAUCAGUCUCCCCCUCAAGUUUUGAGCAGCGGUUUGAGAAGGAUGGACUCCAAAGAAGAAGAAGAUGAUGAAGACGACAACUCAGAUGAGGAGGUGUUGGAGAAUGAGGAGGGAGAUGAAGCCAAGAAGCUGCAGAUGUCAAACUUCCAGCCUUAUCCGGGAUGCUUACAGCCAAAAGCCGAGGAGCAGAACUCCACGUCUCCACCUUUGGUCAUCAAACAGGAGCAAGAGGAGAAGAACCUGUCGUCUUCUCCUGUAGGUCAACACUCCUUCACUUCCCCCAGUGGCUUUCCAGAAUGGAGCUACGACGAGCCUUAUAAGCAGAGAGGGGUGUGGACUGACGACAGCGAUGGAGGAAAAGUGAGAGGAGAGCCAUCCCGAGACUUUGCCAAGCUUUAUGAGCUAGAUUCUGAUCCCCAGCGGAAGGAGUUUCUGGAUGAACUCUUUGUUUUCAUGCAGAAACGGGGCACUCCUGUCAAUCGUAUCCCCAUCAUGGCCAAACAGGUCUUGGAUUUAUAUAAGCUUUUCAAGCUGGUAACAGAGAAAGGAGGACUGGUAGAAGUUAUUAACAAGAAAAUAUGGAGGGAGAUCACCAAAGGUCUGAAUCUGCCGACGUCCAUCACCAGCGCCGCCUUCACCCUCCGCACUCAGUACAUGAAAUAUUUGUACCCGUUUGAGUGUGAGAAGAAGGGUUUGAGUUCUCCGGGUGAACUCCAGGCAGCCAUUGACAGCAACCGCAGGGAGGGCCGGCGCCCCGGUUACACCAACAGCCUUUACCGCUACUCCCCGACCUCAGGACCUGCUCCUCACACUCUGCUCCCUUCUCCCUCCAUUCAAGCCAACCCCACUACACACAAUGGCCUGAGCGCAUCUGGAAGUCCACAUUUAAAACGAAACACAGAGGAGACAUUAACCCCUGUGAUGCCCCGGUUACCUGUAGCUCUUGGGCAGCAGCAGCAGCAUCUGGCUCAAACGGCCACACUGGAGCAUCUCCGAGAGCGUUUGGACCGCGCAGCAGGUGGAGCAGCAACAGCCGACGGUCCAAAGAAGAAAAUCCUGCGACUUGCAGAGGAGCAGCAGCGCCUCAUGCAGCAGGCCCUCCAGCAGAACCUGCUGGCCAUGGCGUCUCAUUUCAGCCCCAUGAACCUCAAACUCAACAACGGCCACGAAAAAAAACAGGAUUUGUCUCUAAGCAUCUCUACUGACGGACCGGCCAGCAUCAGCGUAUCCGUGGAGGUUAAUGGUACCAUCUACUCAGGUACUCUGUUUGCUCAGAAGUCGGCUGCUCCCGGGCCAUCUCAGACCCUGACCCCCGCAGGAGCGAGUGGCUUCAGCGCUCUACCCUCCUCACCAUCAUCUUCCACGUCUUCAAAGGGGCCAAACUAAGGGUUUUAAAUUAAGUUAUUACUUUCUAAUCUGCAAGAACUUCAUCAGCAGCGUUCAACACGAAACACAUCAUAGUGUUUUCCAGUUUAUCCUGAAAAGAUUUAUCAAAACUUUAUGGAGUCAGGAGCACACCGGGGUUUGACCUUCAAUCCGCCAGACUGACUGUAAUGUAGGUUUAGAUCCGUUUACACUAGUGCCUGUUAGAGGGGUUAUAAUGAACCGGUUUUGUGUGUGUAUGUGGUUUUUCUGUGGGUCAAUGAAAUCAGAGCUGAGGUUUUUGGACUUUUCCUGCAUUUCUAUAUCAGAUUCUGCCGUUAGUAGAGAAACUUGAUUGCUUUAAUGCAGGAAAAUCAGAAAGUAUCAGGUUAGCAUCAUCGCUUUAUCUGGAGUAUGUUUCUUUACUUUCAUUUUAUUUUGUUGUGAAAGUCUAGUUUAUUCUCUUUAUAGGUAAUUUCAGAAAAUAUGCAUGCUAUUAGUCUAUUGGAAAUACUCCUAAAAAGGACAUUAAAGUUACUUACAUGUUGUUUUAUUUAACUUUUUAUUAUUUAACCUUUUGUUUGGGCGUUUCUAACUUUUUUUUUUGCUGUGUUGAAUCUCACCUGUGAAUCAAAAUGAAGUGAGAUGCAAUAUUUAUGCAAGAAACUAUGUAAAUAGCUUGAAGUGAAACAACAUUUACCUCAACCGACUUCAAUGUUUUCAGACUUAUCUAACUCAUACUAUAUAGUUUAAUGCAGAGGAUAUAUAUCAAUACUGACCUCAGGCUGUGGACGAAUGAACACUGCAACAGUGCUACCUCAAUACAACUCAAAUAUGCAAUGCUGAAUCAUGCCUGUGUUCAUUCAGGUGUGUUCUAAAUCAUUUGUGUGUGUGUGGACAAUCAGUCACACGAGUGUGAACUUGGCAAACUGAAAAAUGUCGAUGUUUAGGGCUGGGCUUGGGUUAACAUAU